Molecule: messenger RNA, 3476 nt
Organism: Seminavis robusta
Lineage: Eukaryota; Bacillariophyta; Bacillariophyceae; Naviculales; Naviculaceae
Source: the annotation of a GenBank genome assembly
CGAAAUGAGAAUUUUGUUGGCAAUGCAAAAUCAUGCCCACGACCUUCAACUUUUUGCUAAAAUCGUAUGACCUUCAAGUUGCUAUUCUCUACCAGGUAGUAGCUAGCUAGAGAAAAGGAAUAAACAAGAUGACGUUCUGGACGGUAUUACAAUCUGCUGGAGUACUCCAAGCUGCUCAUACAUUCUUGCGCAAUUAUCUUCCGUGGCACCAAUGGCCUGAGCCCUGGGGAGUUAUCCCAUUGGCAUUGCAUCGCGACCUACUAGAACAAUACAACUUGUUUCCAGCUCCUGGAGUUGAACCACCAGCUCUGACCGCCUAUGUGAAUCAACUGAAACAAUUCUCUUCGCCUUAUCAGGGUCCUCCAGCUCGACCUGACAAUGGUUUUGGUACCGACGUACGAAUCCCCGCUGCCGGUGCUCGGGGGUCACCAUUUGGCCGCAACUGUCCAGUCAUGGCCAAAUCACAACGUCUCAAUGAUGACCUUGAUCCUCCUGUGCAACUGGUGGCACAAAAGCUAUUGGCAAGAAGAACUGCCGAUGAGUUUUAUCCAGCUGGGAUGCAAUUGAACAUUUUGGCUGCGGCUUGGAUUCAAUCGAUGGUUCAUGAUUGGGUAGGUCACUACGAUGACACGAGCGACGAUGGAGAGGUUCGACUAGAGGAGGGUUCUACCCAUGGUUGUCCUCUCGGAUCCUUUUCAUUUCGCAAAACCUUGGAGCGUCCCUACGAUGACGCGUAUGAUUCGUUUCGGACGCACUGGUGGGAUGCAUCGUGGCUUUACGGGCAAAGUCGGGCCGCAGUGGAACACACCCGGGCUUUUCACGGAGGACGUGUACGAGUCAGCAAUCUGUAUCCAGAUACCAAAUUCGCCUCUCGUGAUCAUGCAACUGGAACUUACUAUAAUUCGACUGGAGAUAAUAUGAACAGUUGGAUUGGAGUGUCACUGUUGCAAGAGCUAUUCUUGAAAGAACACAAUGCAGUUGCCGAUGAGAUUCGUGCCAAUCACCCUGAGAUUGCCACUGACGAUGACAAGGUAUUUGGAAUGGCUCGACUAGUCGUGAGUGCUGUGCUGGCUAAAAUCCAUACCGUCGAUUGGACCAUAGAGUUGCUGAAAACAAGAACCAUGAAAGUGGCCAUGUGGACAAACUGGUAUGGCUUCCCCUACGCCUUGAGAGGGGCUUCUGCAACCAUGCCAGAGUUUAUCACUUCAAUGAUGCCUGAUUUUUUAAAGAAAACAGGCAACGAUACCAUGGCAGACGAUAAGGGCGUCCCCUUUUCCUUGACGGAGGAGUUCACAGCAGUCUACAGACUUCAUCCCUUGCUUCCAGAUCAGUUGAUCGUUCACUUGGACGGUGACAAUGACAACAAUACACUAACAAUCCCCAUGAUAGAACUGGUUGGCCCCGCUGGUGAGAGGGCGCUGCGAGCAGAUCCCGAGCGACCAAGACAGUUUUGGGAUGCCAUCAUGAGGUAUCCCUGCGGCAAUCUACAACUCCACAACUUUCCGCACACGCUCCGCAACUUGCACCCAACCGAUGAACUUGGCCGAACCAUUCCUCAUCCAAUUGAUCUGGCAGCAGUGGAUCUCUACAGAGAUCGAGAACGAGGGAUUCUUCGAUUCAACAAUUUCCGACGAUCCAUAAAGCUCCCCGCCUACAAGGACUUUUUCGAUCUCACUGGCGACGAAACCUUGGCAGCAGAACUAGAGGAAGUUUACGGAGUAGAUGGAAUUGAACGAUGUGAUUUACAAGUGUGUCGCUUUGCAGAAAAGAAGCUGCCAGGGUUUGCCUUGUCUGAGACGAGCUUUACAAUCUUCUUGGUCAUGGCGACACGACGCCUCGAAGCGGAUCCCUUCUUGCAUCAGUACUACACAGAAGAGCAUUAUUCUGCCACUGGAUUGGAGUGGGUAGAGGGCACAACCACUCUGAGGGACGUGCUGGCACGACAUUAUCCUGACUUGGUUCAAGACAUAGGAGAGGAUCAAUCUGUCUUUACACCCCGCACUCCCUGGCCAGGACAAGAGGUAAAUACAGACGACAGUGGAAGCAGCAGACGAAAUCUUAGGUAGCAACCAACUGUCUGAGUUAUCGCCUGCACCAACCUAGUGGCCUUCGCGGCCUCUGCUUCCUGAAUAGGGCACAGACUCCCCCACUCCUCUGCACGUUUUUGGUGGGAAUGCCCCGGUGCAGUUGUUGGUCUGACACCUCUAAUCGACGGCGGAAUGGAGGGUCAGCCAAUCACGACCUGCUGUGCUCGGGCUGCCACCGUUUCGCCGGGCUGGGCGAACCACAGUGGAGCUGCGACGCAGAAAGACAAGAACUGGGUUUCUACAAUGACCCGGAACAUGUUGUACCAGUCGACCUGAAAGCUUUCUCGCACGAACUGGCAAUUUUCCACAAUCCGCUGGCUAGGUUCAACCGAACUAUCACUCGAGUCUCUCGUAUUCGAACCGGAAGGUGGUAGCUCACUUUCUGCAACCGAGCUGGACCAGUCCGCAAGCAACGAUCGUGCCAAACCCCCUCUCUCAUACGAGCACACGAUUUCAUGACUUUGUGCGCUUUUAUGGUGAGAGGACUUGUGCCAGUUAGAGAGACAUAGUACCUCGCUCCGAAACGGACUCUGCCCUGUCGGCAAUGGCUAGGUACCACCAGUGCACCGAUUCAAUGAUCUUAGUAGCAAUCUGUUGGCUUGGUUUUUCGCUUGUACUGGUAUCUUCUAGACCGGGUGGCCUCAACCCUCCUUGCUCGUACUUAUCAUACCGUACUCAUGACAACUUACAUUCGCAUUCCAAACAUCAUCAUUCCAAACAUCUCUUUGAUGGAUCUCACCAGUGAUGCCUGGGUAGACGCCUGUGGCAAAUCCAAGGCAAUCAAAAGAGAAAAAAUCAUUCAACAUUCCUGUUACUGGGCCAAAGGUUGUUCGAUCGUCUGCAGCGUACUGAUGCACUCGUUGCCAUAGUGUACCGAGUACUACUAGAUAGAGUGGCGGUCAGCACGUGAACUGGUGCUACAUGCAAGUCUCGGUGCUGGUUAAAACUGUUUAUUGCACAUAGAUCACCGUUCAUUUAAUCGACAAGGAAAGUCGUCACGAUCAGACAUGAGACUUGCGUGAUGCCGUUUAAGCAUCAAGAGAACCAAGAACCAAAAUGAUUUAUGUGAAUGAAAAAGUCAAAGCUUGGGUUCAGACUUGUAUACUCACCAUGACAUUAUCAGUACACAAACAAAAACAGUCAAUAGCUUAGGAUGUCUUCGUUCGACCUGGGGAACAACACGACUGGGCAUGACAAGGUCAGCAGAUGGUACAUACCAACAACCCUACUAAAACCUAUAGUACGAUCCGUUUACGGUAUCAACAGUGAAUGGGAUUACUUUUCCGUUUCUCUACGCAAUUGCAGUACCACAGAUGUGUAUGUUGGUUGUAUACCAAAGGUUACCAGUUCGCGCGAGCGGCUCUGCACCUAUCGGGUGCUGCCCAUCAU